UGCCGGAGAGGAUCGACAAGGAAGGGAGAGAGGCUUUUUAAAAAAUUUGGGGGUAUUUUGUUUUAAACCAAACAACCCCAAAACAUUUCGCUGAGGAUCUGCUGCCUCCCUCCCCCAUGGUCCGUUAAAGAGUAUCUUCCCCCGGAGGACCCCCGUGUUUGUGCCUGGCGUGUGGCGCCCGCUUCUCAAAGGGGGGAAAAGUUCUUCCAAAAUAGUGUGCGCGGAGAAGAGGAUGGGGGAUUUUGCAACCCCCGCCGCUGCCGCGAACGGCGGCAGCCUUUGCCUCAACAAUAACCUGAGCAGCAGCCUCGGCGGGGCCGGGAUCGGCGUGAACAACGCUCCCCACGGCCCUCCUCCCGGUAACAGCGCUACUCAUAGCGGCGGCGGCGGCGGCACUAACGGGAGCAGCGGCGUUCCCAAGCACAGCACCGUGGUGGAGAGGCUGAGGCAACGCAUCGAGGGCUGCAGGAGGCACCACGUCAACUGCGAGAACAGGUACCAGCAAGCCCAGGCCGAGCAGCUGGAGCUGGAGCGAAGGGACACGGUGAGCCUCUAUCAGAGGACCCUGGAGCAAAGGGCCAAGAAAUCGGGGGCCGGAGGCGGCGGCAGCAAGCAGCAGCAGCACCCGAGCAGCAAGCAGCAACAAGAUGCCGAGUGUGCCACGGCCGAGCAGAGGAACCACACGCUGAUCAUGCUUCAAGAGACGGUGAAGAGAAAGUUGGAAGGAGCACGCUCACCCCUCAAUGGCGAACAGCAGAAUGGAGCCUGUGACAGUAGCUUCUCCCCAACCAGCAAGCGGAUACGGAAGGAUGUACCUGGGAUUGAGGGAAUCAACAGCUUGCCCAAUAAUUUGCCUUUGCCUUCUAUUUCCCCUCUUCACCAGCUUGACAUAAAACCAUCACUGCCCCUGCAGAACAGUGGAACUCAUGCUGGUGGUCUGGAUGACCUGGGUAAAAAUGGUGGACUUCCAGAGAUAAAACUCCCAAUCAAUGGAUGCACAGAGCUUGAGGAUAGUUUUAACAUCCUGCACAACAACAGCAACAACAGCAAGGAGCUAAAACAAGAGCCCUUGGAUGAUCCUAGUUGCAUGGACAAUUCUGACACAUCACUUUCAAAUCAGAAUAAACUUUUUUCAGACAUUAACCUGAAUGAUCAAGAGUGGCAGGAGUUAAUAGAUGAGCUGGCUAACACUGUUCCAGAGGAUGACAUACAAGAUUUGUUCAAUGAAGACUUCGAAGAGAAAAAGGAGCCUGAAUUUCCCAGACCAGCCACUGAGAUUCAAGAGAGUGCGAGUGUUAAAAGUGACCCAUCGCACUCUCCAUUUGCCCAUGUUCCUCUUGGGUCUCCCCAGGUAAGGCCUUCUUCUUCAGGUCCUCCAUUUUCAAAUGUCCCUACAGCAUCUAGCAUACCUUCUGUCUCUAGUGCGCCCCCAGCUCCACUCUCUGACAGCUCACCAGCAAAUUGUGUGGUUCAGUCACCCCAGACUCCUAACCAAGCACAUACCCCAAGCCAAACUCAGUCAAGACCGGGUAAUGGUUAUCUCAUUAAUCCAACAACAGUGGCAACAGCUGCCCCGGGGCCUGGCCAAGUGGCUGUGCCCAGCACUGACUUAUCUCCAGCUGAACAGCUUAAACAGAUGGCAGCACAGCAGCAGCAACGAGCUAAGCUCAUGCAGCAAAAGCAGCAGCAGCAGCAGCAGCAGCAGCAACAUCCAAAUCAAGCAUCUAGCUGGUCCCCAGUGGGGCCUCCAUCUAGUCCUUAUGGAGGACCCUUCAGUACAGACAAACCAAAUAGCCCAAUGAUAUAUCCCCAAGCCUUUAACAACCAAAAUCCUGUAGUGCCUCCUCCGGCAAGCAACCCACAAAAGACUACGAUGAAUAACUACCUCCCUCAAAACCACAUGAAUAUGAUCAGUCAGCAGCCAAAUAAUCUGGGUACAAACUCCUUGAGCAAACAAACCAAUAUGCUUUCUUAUGGCAACACUAAACCUCUGACUCAUUUCAAUGCUGACUUGAGUCAAAGAAUGACUCCACCAAUGGCCAAUCCCAGCAAGAAUCCCAUGAUGCCAUACAUGCAGCAGCAGCAGCAGCAACAGCCCCAACAACCGCAGAUGCAGGCUCAAAUGACGCACUUGAGUGAGGAGCAGAAACGCAUGCUUAUCAUGAAGCAGAAAGGAAUGAUGAACCAGACGAUGGCUUAUGGAACACUUCCCUCCCUUGGUCAGGACCAGCACGCAGUGGGACUGUCUCGGUCCACAGGUCCCAUGCAGUCCUCGGUGCCAGCAGGAUCCAGUAACGUGGGCACAAGUUCGGUCAAUGCCAGUUUCUUGGGUGGACAGCCUCAGGCUGCCCUUAUGAAGCAGAUGCUGAUUGAGCAAAGGGCCCAGCUCCACAUGAUGGAACAGCAGAAGCAGCAGUUUCUACGAGAGCAGCGGCAACAGCAACAGAUCUUGGCAGAACAGCAUUUGCAGCAGCAACAGCAGCAGCAGCAACAGCAGUCGCAUCUGCCUCGGCAGCACCUCCAGCAACAGCAGAGGAACCCCUACCCUGUGCAGCAGGUCAAUCAGUUCCAAGGUUCCCCGCAGGAUAUAGCGGCAGUGAGAAACCAGGCAGCUCUUCAGAGCAUGAGGACUUCCCGAAUGAUGUCCCAGAACACCAGCAUGAUGACCAUGGGAGCCUCACAAAACACUGGCGCAAUGUCUGCCGCAGCUGGCCAAUCCGAGAUGGGGAUGGCUCCCUACAGCAGCCCAGCAGCCGGCCAGCCAGGAAUGUACAAUAUGAACACAGGAAUGAGCCAAAUGUUGCAGCACCCAAACCAAAGUAGCAUGAGCCUGGCACACAACCCAAGUCAGGGGCCGAGGCAGCCCACCUCGACACAAGGGGUUGGCAUGGUCAGUAGCUUUGGUCCAAACAUGUUGGUGAACUCUGCCAUAUCUCAACAACACCAGCAGAUGAAAGGACCUGUGGGCCAGGUUCUACCCAGACCACAAGCUCCCAGACUUCAAAACAUGAUGGGGCCUGUCCCGCAAGGAGCACAGAACUGGCAGACACGAGGCUUGCAAGGUAUCCCUGGAAGGACUAGCGGUGAAAUUGGACCUUUCAAUAAUGGUGCAGCUUACCCGAUGCAAUCUGCUCAGCCAAGGUUGCCUAAGCAACACUUCCCACAAGGCAUUAGUCAGUCUGUCAUGGACACAAGUGGAACAGUACGGACCCUGAAUCCAGCGAUGGGAAGGCAAAUGUUGCAACCACUCCCUGGACAACAAGGAACCAACAACCAAGCUAGACCAAUGGUUAUGCCUACAAUAAGCCAAGCAGUUCCCACCAUGGCUGGUUUUAACCAGUCCCCUGCACAACAGAUACCAGGGGGUAGCUUUGCUCAGAGCAACCAAGGUCAGAUCUAUGAGAGGAAUCCCACUCAGGACAUAUCUUAUAGUUACAGCAAUGAAGGAGCUGGCGGUUCCUUUCCAAGUAUAGCAGACAGCACAGACCUUGUAGAUUCCAUCAUUAAAGGUGGGCCAGGAGAUGAGUGGAUGCAAGAACUUGAUGAGCUGUUUGGAAAUCCGUAGCACAUGGGGAUAUGUAUAGUUACAAACCUUUGUGGGGUCAGAAAAAAGGAAAGCAGGAUGUUGUCCAUCCUUGUUUCUUUGUUUUGUUUUUAAAGCUGUGCAAAGCAAGCUGAUCUGUGGCUGAUUGUGGAAGGCAUGGAUGGAAUGUAAAGCAUUGAACAGAAGGCCUUGCUGGUGUCCUCACAGCAGUCUCCACCCCAUAGUCUGCCUGCUGCAGGUGGGAAUAAGACAAAGAGAGAGAGGUAGGGGGCUCCAAAAAUUGCUACUUGCUGCCCAUGGGCUAUGGAAGAAGAUUGGUAGUCUCCACAUGGCAAGCACUGGCUGCCCCAUAACAAUAAACUUUCCACCACGGUUCUACUGGAACUGCUGCAGUGUGUCAGGACAUUGCAGAGACAGGCGCUGAGACAAAGGAAGGGGCACCUGAAAGAGAAAGAGAGGCCGGGAUCAAUACAGGUGCUAAACUCUGGGUUUAAGCAAAUGACAAGUUUCUUCAUGUAGUUAUGUGUCUGAUUUGAUCAGGAGUCAAGCAGAGGCUGCUUGGUUAUGGUUAUGACUAGACAUGGCCGCAGAUGAAAGGGUCCAUUCAAUGUGCUAUCAAGUCUCCUUUGGGUGCAGAGAAAGUCCCCAUCUACAUAGUUUGCCAUUCCUGUGUUUCCUGUUUCCUCUAUAACCAAGUGACUCUAUAGUCACUUUUUAAGGAUGGGGGGAAAUACAGAGCUGUAGGACACACGAAGGCUGCAGUACUUAUAUUGCUCACUGAGAUAGCAGCUACCAAAGACACAGACGCAAAAGAAAGCAGGCAUUAAAAAGGGAGAGGUUAUAUGUAUUAAGAACUUGCAAACAGUGGUGUCCAGCUUGUUCUUUUCCUGAAAAUUCAAGAUGAAUAGGUGUUACCUGUGAGGGGUUGGGUUGCACAGGCAGAUGUCUUUGGGAGUUAAGGGAGAGGGGCUAGUAAUUCUCUUGGUGGUCUUACAUAGAAAUUAUUUAGGAGCAAUGUCAACAUGUCUUUUGACAGGUUGGAAGCAAGUUUAUGCUUAACGUUCUCUAACGGCUGGUCCUCUGUCAACCUUCCUACUAUGAACAUGAUAACACCAAGCUCUUUAUGAUGCCUAAACUAGUUGGUGACAGAAUAAGAAAGGAAGGGUCUUCCAUUCAGGUAAUUGCUGGAAGUAGUUGUACAUAAAGUUACGACAUUCCAAAGGUCUUCAAAUGGAACUGUCUAAGCCACAGUUUUGUGUGGCUGGAACUGACCUGCAAAAAAGUGGAGUCAUUUAUGUUGGUGGGAGUUGAAUAUGAUACCAUUUGCCUGUGUUUUAGAUACAGGCUUGGUAUUAAACACAUGUCACUUUUUCGGGCCUGAUUAUACAUUACAUGCAAAUGUGUAACCAAACUCCAGUGGUGCAUUCCGUAUUUCCCCUAUCCCUGGGAAAUCCAAAUUCAGAGGGAGCAUUUUUUUUUAGUGGAGAAACAGCAGAGAGAUGGAAUACUUGACCCUUUCCCCAGCCACCGUUUGCCCCAUGUUCUUUAGCACACUCCAGUUUUGGUAGUGGAAUGGCCUCCCAUCAGAUGUCAAGGAAAUAAACAACUAUCUGACUUUAGAAGACACCUGAAGGCAGCCCUGUUUAGGGAAGUUUUCAAUGUGUUACCAUGUUUUUAAUAUUCUGUUGGGAGCCACCCAGAGUGGCUGGGGAGGCCUGGCCAGAUGGGCAGGGUAUAAGUAAUAAAUUAUUAUUAUUAUUUAAAAUAGAGGGUGGGAUGGGGUGAGGAGUAGGAGCGAGAGCAAAAGCAAGAGCAAACACACAUUUGGAACUCCGUAGGACAGAAGCAGAGGGAUGGUUUUAAAGUGGAGAAGAAGCAAGCAGAGAAGGGUUCAAUCACAACCCACACUUCACUUAAAACCACCACCUCCAGAAGCUAACUUUCCUGGAAAAUGGGGAAGGGGAAGAAUCACGAUUCAAUUACACAUAUUUACAUAUAAGGUGUACUUAGGCCCUCAUUUAUUUUAUCUGGUUUCUGACAUGAUUUUGAAACUCCCACAUACUGUCUCCUCAUCUAACUCACUGGAAUUAGUGGGAGACAUAUUGUUGACACCUUUGAAAGUUGGAUGUCGUGAGCUAAAAGAACCACUUCAUGCAACUUCCUGCUUGGUGCUAACAUGAAGAUUGACCAAUGAGCUUACACAUCAGUGGACUUGGCAUGUGGCAAAGCAGUAGCUUGCUAACAGAGAAGUGGUUUGCCAUGCUCUCGGUGCACAAUGUGCCAAGUCAGCACUCAUCUUAGUACCAGUGGAGAAUUGUGGCCUGAGGAUCCCAAGAAGAUUUUAGUCCACAAAUACUCUGAGCAUAAUUAGGUAUCAUUAUAUCAGCUAGUGCUGAGGACUGGAAGACCAAGAAAAAGGUUCUGUGGGUUACAGAAAUCAGCUGAAGAGGUGAGAGAUACAACCACCUCCUUUUAAACCUGAAUAGGCAUGCAAAAGCAUAAGAUAGGAACCAAGUAUCUGUCUUCAUCACUCCUCUGGGGCAGUGUCACUCUUUGCUGGAAAGGGUGACAACAAGAAGACUAAGAAGUUGGAGUUUUGAACCGCACAAAAUCUAAUGAGUAAUGAAAUUUAACAUUCAUCUUUAUCAGAAAAGUACAGGAACUAGCGUUUGAUGAGGCCUCAAAAUCCAUUAUCUUUGAAAAGCUUCCUCCAAAUAUUUUGAACUGGGACCAAGUAAUAAAAAGUCAAACUUUAAUAUCUUGGGUUUUGUUUUGUUUUUUUACUAUGGUGCUGAUGUAUAUGAAAUGUUAAAAAAAGAAUUAUUUGUAAAUAUGUUUUUACAAUCCUGCAGAUAUCACUGGGUCUAAUCUGUAAAAUAUAUACAUAUAAAUAAAUAUUAUAUAAAUAUAAAUAUAUAUAUAAUGUUUGUUUAAGAUAGAGUAUUUUUAUUUCAUUCUUUAACUCAUCCUCACUGCAGUGGUAUUGCACUUCAGAUGUCUAAUUACUAAUUUGUACUGUAUCCUUGCCAGCAACUUGCUCCAUUUUAUCCAGAUUUUUCUAGUUUACUGUUUUUUACUUUGUACAUUGAACAUUGCUUAUUUCCUUUUAAGAACUGUACAGAGCUCUGGAAAAAAUGUAGAAAGGAACUAAUAACAUACCAAUUUUAAAGAAAAUAAUAAUAAAAGAUUGUUAUCUGAA
Podarcis raffonei (Aeolian wall lizard) is the source of this 6743-nucleotide messenger RNA. RefSeq names its product mastermind like transcriptional coactivator 3 (gene MAML3). The transcript has 5 exons. NCBI's taxonomy places the organism in Eukaryota, Metazoa, Chordata, Lepidosauria, Squamata, Lacertidae. Gene Ontology annotation, biological process: positive regulation of transcription of Notch receptor target; Notch signaling pathway. Gene Ontology annotation, cellular component: nucleoplasm; nuclear speck. Gene Ontology annotation, molecular function: transcription coactivator activity. Bases 233 to 3565 code for a protein of 1110 amino acids. The record is from RefSeq and is a predicted model, not a curated record.